AGGCUGCACAGUUCGCUUGUUGCGUUGCAUUUCCUUCCUGCCUUCUCUCCACGCUCCCGGGGGCGGCCAGAGAGGCGGCGGCGGCGCAAGAACGUUCUGGCGGCCUGCUCGCUUCCUCUCGCGCGCCCGCCUCGCGCCGCCGGCCAGUCGGCGGUCCGCGCCCCGCUAGCGCUCAGCUCCCGCGCUCGCCGGGCCCAGGCCCAGCGGCCGUAGCUAGCGCCCAGCCCAAGAGCCUCCAGCUCCGGCGGAGCGGCCACCAGAAGCGGAGCCUGGCCGUGGCCUGAGAGGAGAAGGAAGCGAGCGAGUCCGAGGGGUGGCCGGGCAGGUGCUGGCGCCGCGAAGAUGGUCGCCAAACAGCGGAUCCGUAUGGCCAACGAGAAGCACAGCAAGAACAUCACCCAGCGCGGCAACGUCGCCAAGACCUCGAGAAAUGCCCCCGAAGAGAAGGCGUCCGUAGGACCCUGGUUGUUGGCGCUCUUCAUUUUUGUUGUGUGUGGCUCUGCAAUUUUCCAGAUUAUUCAAAGUAUCAGGAUGGGCAUGUGAAGUGACUGACCUAAAGAUGUUUCCAUUCUCCUGUGAAUUUUAACUUGAACUCAUUCCUGAUGUUUGAUACCCUGGUUAAAAACAAUUCAGUAAAGCCUCCUGCCUCCGAAUGACUUUCAUAUCAUCCUUCCUGUGUCAUUCCAAGGUUUCUUCACGAGUCAUUCCAAGUUUUCUAGUCCAUACCACAGUGCCUUGCAAAAGCACCACAUGAGAAAAGCAAUAAAAUUUGAUUGUUAAGCUAUA
Messenger RNA from Oryctolagus cuniculus (rabbit), 786 nucleotides. It is a transcript of the gene SERP1, whose product is annotated as stress associated endoplasmic reticulum protein 1. Gene Ontology annotation, biological process: endoplasmic reticulum unfolded protein response. Gene Ontology annotation, cellular component: endoplasmic reticulum. NCBI's taxonomy places the organism in Eukaryota, Metazoa, Chordata, Mammalia, Lagomorpha, Leporidae. The record is from RefSeq and is a predicted model, not a curated record.